Ilyonectria robusta is the source of this 2912-nucleotide messenger RNA. RefSeq lists its product as uncharacterized. The transcript has 4 exons. Bases 136 to 2598 code for a protein of 820 amino acids. NCBI's taxonomy places the organism in Eukaryota, Fungi, Ascomycota, Sordariomycetes, Hypocreales, Nectriaceae. The record is from RefSeq and is a predicted model, not a curated record.
GGCAGCGAGAUUUGAGUGGGCCAAGGCCUAGCCACGGUUACACAGCCCCAUUGCAGGCUGAGGACAUGGACAGAAAAACCAGUUGCGUCCCACAAGUCGUUCAAGUCAACUCAACGACCAACACUCAUUUUCACCAUGGUUGACCUGACGAUCGGACAAGUUGCAGCCAUCAUUGCAUUUGGUACCGUGAUUGCCCGUGUGUGGUGUCCGACGAUAGGAACUUUUAUCCUUGCCGGACAGCUUCGCGAUCGUGAAACGGCAGCUACAUGGACUGUUGCAGCACAACACAUACAAAGCUCAUAUUGGCCGCUUUUGCUUCGAUCUGAUGCAAUCAAAGACCGCGGAGUCCGUAGACCCGUCGUUGCCAUCACAUUAAUACUGCCACUGCUAAGCCUCCUCAUCGCAAUAGCCGGUGUCGUAACUCCCCUUGGUCUUUACGAGUCGAAUGAUCCCAAAUCCGAGGCCGUUACGGCUGACUUUGCGUACGUUCCGGAUUCAAGCACUUUCUAUGCCGCCACAUCCACACGAGAUGACAAACCUUUCACACGAACGUGUAGUCGUGACAACUGCUAUUUCCCAUGCCCAUACACCUCGGAUGUGACUAUCAUUGUAGAAGAUGGUCUAUCAAGAAACUGUACUUUUGUCGGGGGUAUUAACGCGACUGUCCCCGAUAUUCUCCAUGAUAUCUACACGAGCGGUACGCAAUACGAGAGAACCACUAUCUCCAACUACUUCGACAUAGAGUGGCGCCAAACCACGACGCAGUACGAUCGCCUUCUCGACGAUGGCGCGCCGAUCGCUGCUGGGAUCUUCCGGCACCUCGAGACCAUUGCGCUUAUCGAUGAUGUGCGCGCUGUUGAAGGAUUGGUUGUUGAUGGAAAGAACGGCGGCAUUGGAUUCAGAAACCAUACUCUUCCGUCUGGCUAUCCUAGAGGCGUAACAUGGACGGAGGACCUUCUGUUCUGGGAGCCCGACGUGGAGUGCGUUGACACAAACACCACUUUCGACUUUGAGGUCACGACGAGAUCUCAGACUACUUCCGGUCUUUCAGUUUCCAAGUUACGCCUUACAGACAGGGGCGGUUUCGUCGAUCUCAACACAACAGAUCCACUGGACGAUCAGCGUAAUGGUGUGAACAAACCUGAUCUGAGGACGAGGGCGUAUCAGGCGGCAUGGGCUACUAAUGCCUUCUCCAUGCUUUUCAUGAACAUUUCCAACGCCAUAGAUCCGCGAAAGAAGAAUAAGCCUUUUGAAUGGAUCAACUCGGAGAUUGGGAAACACUUCAGGAUCCCUAGCUUGGGGGAUGACGCGAGCUACUUCACGCUCGAGUUUAUCGACGACUUUGGCUACCAUCUUGGGGUCUCGGCGAUAAUCAGCGACACUGACGGAUACACUGAAGGAUUGUACGAGAAUCCUUAUAACAUUACUAGUGACUCGUUUGAUGCCGCAAGAGAUUUAUGCCAGGGCACUCUACAUGAUGCACCCACCAAGCUGAACAACACUUUCGUUCUCUGCAACCUUAUUAGAGGUGUCCCGGAACGAAUAGAUGAUGGCCCGAAGAUGAUAUUCGAGGAUCAAAGUCAAUGGUCCUCUCCUUUAUACGCUUGCGCUUCAGCUGUCAAGGCAACAGUCAAGACCGUCACGUUCUUCCACAAUGGCACAGAUGCAGCCAUUGAUAACCUCGUGAUCAAGGAGAUCAAGGACAAGGAUUACGGUACACAGGAAGAAAUGCCGCUGUGGGGUGUCGAAGACUCGUCCCUCAGACUUGACGAAUUCCAACCGAUCUGGGGGCUUUUGCACUCAGCGUACGAAACGUUUCGCAAUAUCUCGACGAUCCGUGCCCCGUCUCUCUACUUCCUAGGAACCGCGAUGAAUGGCUGGAUCCAACAGGACCUUGACCCCCAAUUCACACGCAUGAACCUCCCCGCGUCGAUUGUUCCUACCGGUGCUUUUCUUACAAUUCUUUCAGCUACGACUUCUACCCCGCCAGAUUACGAUCUGACGGGUCAAACAACCUUGAGUUUGUGGCUGAAGUGGCGGGAACUGUCGAGAUCUGCAUCGACUAUCUUGAAGUUGCUCUGGACCGAUCUUGCGGCUUCCGCUGUAGUCGGGACGAAAGGCGUCAUGGGUCAAAGGAAUGCCCAGCCGGACGAAGCAGUGGACAUAUCUGUCAUCCCACUGGUGCAUAGAGUCCGAUAUCGCUGGGUAUACGGCAUACCUGCCUUUCUCGUGCUUGCGUGCACGGCACUCAUUGCGGCGGCGGCGAUUGUGUCAGCGGUGACUGGACAGUCCAGUCUAGGGAAGCUGAAUUACCGCCUGAAACAAACGUCACUCGGUCGUGUCCUGACGACGCUGUUUGACCCGGCAGCGAGUAGCUUUGCGAUGACCGCGGCACAGUGGAACAAGUUCAACGCAAGAAAAGAACUGGAUUUCGGGUCAAGACAGCCGAUACUCGCCCCGGAACCAGACUCGCAGCCGCCAUCGAUUCGACACGAGAGAAUUCUCGUGGCAGCUGAAGGCCAAAGUUUAACACAGGAGUGCCAGCCCUCGGAGAACCAGCAGGUUCACGAAACGAAGUAUAAUGCACAGAGUGGAUAAGACGGAAGUGUAUCCGGCAAAAGUAUGAUAGUUGGUGUUUCGUUGCUGAACCACUUACUACGUGAGAGGGAUCAAUGGAGACAAGUUUUCGAGUUAAUGCCCCUUUAUCACGCUUUGAUGACUGCUUCCACAAUCCCGAUCCGAGUCCUCGUCGUUGAUCCAAAACUUGACAACCUCGGAUCCCGCUUCCGACAAAGCGCGGCCCACUGAUGCGCGAGCGUUCCAAAGAACGGUUGAAAGUCAUCCAGAAUCAUGCCAAACCCAACUAGGCCAGCGUGAAAUACACCUCUCUGUUUCCUUAAACGAGACAGCCG